AAUCACUUUAAAGUUCCACGUGAUGUAGACGGAUUGUGAUUGGUUGUUGGUGGCAAAGCGCUAUUUUCAAAUCAGAUACACGAGAUUCCUUAUUUUCUUGUAGACGUUUGGAAGCAUCAACUACUGUUCAAGGUAAGUUUUGAUUCGCACUCCUUCAACAUGACUACCAUGGAAGAUUUUUCAAAGAUUGAAAAGAUUGGAGAAGGUACAUAUGGAGUAGUUUAUAAAGCAAGAAAUAAAAAAACUGGUGAACUUGCAGCGCUAAAGAAAAUCCGUCUCGAAGUAGAAGAAGAAGGCGUUCCCUCGACUGCAGUCAGAGARAUUUCGAUUCUAAAGGAACUCAAACACCAUCCUAACGUUGUUAAUCUUCAAAAUGUUCUUCAUGAGGACUCGAAACUUUAUCUUGUAUUUGAAUUCCUUACUUGUGAUUUGAAAAAGUAUUUGGACAAUACACAAGGACAUGUUGAUAAGAUGCUCGUCAAGAGUUACCUCUACCAGAUUACCAAUGCUAUGUAUUUCUGCCAUGCAAGAAGAAUUCUCCACCGAGAUUUAAAGCCACAAAACUUGCUGAUUGACUCCAAGGGUCUUAUAAAACUUGCUGACUUUGGGUUGGGAAGAUCUUUUGGRAUUCCUGUGCGCGCAUACACCCAUGAGGUUGUAACUCUAUGGUAUCGUCCUCCGGAGGUUCUUCUGGGCAGUCAACGUUAUUCAUGCCCCAUGGAUAUCUGGGGUGUUGGAUGUAUCUUUGCYGAGAUGGUUACGAAACGACCACUUUUUCAUGGUGAUUCUGAAAUUGAUCAACUAUUCCGUAUUUUUAGAAUUUUAGGGACCCCAACAGACGAACACUGGAAAGGCAUUACUCAAUUGCCAGACUACAAGAAGAGUUUUCCAAAGUGGGAAGGAAUUGGUCUUCGAGCAGCUGUGCCAAAUAUUUGCGAAGAUGGAUUGGAACUUUUAGAGAUGAUGCUCAAGUAUGAUCCUGCCAAACGAAUUUCAGCCAAAAGAGCCAUCAAACACAGAUACUUCCAUGAUCUUGACAUAGACUCCCUACCACCAACACCAGAAACGUGGUCAUUGAGUUAGAACACUCAAAAAAUCACUACAUCUAAAAUAUUCAAAUGCUAGUUAUAGUGUACAUAAUAUCUUCAUCUUGAUACUGUAUACAUGUACCAGAAUUUCAGUCCCUCCGACUGAGGUUCUAAUGAUUUUCUUUUGAUUUUUUCAAUUUUAACUGUACACUAAAUAUCAAUUUUUAUUUGUAAUUAUAUUUUGUUCCAAUUUGUAUUAUGUUAUUCAUAGACUGUUUCUUCUUUUCUCUUUAUUCUAUAUAAUCUUUGCAUAUUUUUUGUCUUCUAUYGUAAAUAACUGUCUUUAUCAAUGAAGUAUAACAAUGAAUGCUUUAGAAGUUAUUGAAUAACUUUGAACUAAAACAUUAACUAAGUUUCAAUUUACUCUUGUGCAUUUAUGAAAGAAAUAUCCUCAAGGAAUAUUCACAAUACUCCUAUUUAGGGUUCACCUUUGCUCAGACUUAGCCUUUGUUGUGUACAUUUAAUGCUCUUGUACAUACUAUGGAACGAGUUGAUUAAAAUGCCAGUUUUUGGUUGAAUAGCUAAAUAUCAUAACGCACAACCGAGACUAAGGCUGAGCAAAGAGAACUCAAAGCUGGAGUAUUGAURGGUUUGUAAGAUCUAAAUGAAUAUCUUUUUUGCAGCUUUUUCCCUUGGAAAAUUUCAAGUUUGUAUUAUUCUUCCCUUCAUAAACCUAGCUAGCUAGCUACAACUUAUAAAUGCUCUCAUGGCUUGUCCCAUCUUGAUCAAUAUCUAUUAUGCUGUAUAUCCAUGUUUAUAUGACUUUGUUCAGCUAAAUUAAAGRACAAAAAUGUUGAAUUUA
Molecule: messenger RNA, 1890 nt
Organism: Actinia tenebrosa (Australian red waratah sea anemone)
Lineage: Eukaryota; Metazoa; Cnidaria; Anthozoa; Actiniaria; Actiniidae
Product: cyclin-dependent kinase 1-A
Biological process (GO): mitotic G2 DNA damage checkpoint signaling; protein phosphorylation; G2/M transition of mitotic cell cycle
Cellular component (GO): nucleus
Molecular function (GO): ATP binding; cyclin-dependent protein serine/threonine kinase activity
Source: RefSeq, a predicted model, not a curated record